GUCCCCUCCCAGGCCAGGACCCUCCGCUCCCUCCCCCAGCAGCCAAGGGGGAUCUGAUCCAGGGCAUCAAUUCCAUUUGUGGGAAUUUGAGGGAAUUUGAGGGAUUUUUUCCAUGUUUGGUUCCCCUCCCCUGCUGUGCCUGAGGCAGGGACAGGCCCUGAGUGGGGCUGUGGGGAUGUCCCCAAGCUGUGGCAGGGCCUUGUCCCCCCCUGUCACCUCCAGGGCGUCUGAGGAGCCUCCCAGUGCGGAAUUCCUCGGUUUUCUGUGGGGUUUGCAGGGCAGGAAGGGCCGGAGCAGAGCUGGGGUGGCCGUGGGGGGAUUAAACUGAAUUUCCCAGGGCUGGCGUUGAGCUGGGUGGCUCCAGCUGCCUCUGGGGGCUGUGACACCGAGGCGGUGGCGGUGGCAGCUCUGCUGUGAUGGCCAGCAAGGGACUGGGGGACCUGGGGGUGCCUGGCUGGGGCCAGUGGUUUUUGGGGCCAGUGGUUUUUGGGGCCAUGUGAAGCAGACUGUGAUGGUUUGAUGUGCCGGAGGCCAAUGGCUCUAAGAGAGAAGCGUUGGACGCCCUGAUUGAGUUAAAAAAGGGAAUUUUUGGGAAGAAGAGCCCUUUCCAGGUCUGUCCCCCGCUCUGGGCAGGGUUUUUGGGAGCAGCGCUGGAUUUCCGUCCUCAUCCUGACCCCACAUUGAGUUAAAAAUGGAUUUUUUGGGAGGAAGAGACUGCUCCGGGUCUGCCCCCAGCUCCGGGCAGGGUUUUUAGGAACAACGCUGGAUUUCCAUCCUCAUCCCGACCCCAUGGAGCCGCAGUGGGCGCUCCGGAGCUGCGGGAGAGCCCUGAAAGGGUUAAGGGGCGCCGGAGCCGCAGGGAUCCCACCCCGAGCCGGGAUCCCGCGGUGCUGAUUGAGCUCCGGGCCCAUCAAAGGCUGCGCUCGGCCCCAGCCCCGGCGCUGCCCGCUCUUUGUGCGCACGGCGGGGAUGUCCAUGCGGAUGUCGAUGUCCAUGCGGAUGUCGAUGUCCAUGAGGAUGUCCAUGAGGAUGUCGAUGUCCGUGCGGAUCUGGAUGUGGCUGUGGCUCCUCCGCAGCCCGGCCUGGGCCCUGCUCAGCCCCGCUCUGCCCUCGCAGCCGCUCUCCCAGGACCAUUCCCCGCUGCGCUCGCUGGGGCUCAGCGCCAGGCCCAGCCCCAGGAGCCCCGCGCCGGUGCCGCCGCUGCUCUGGAGCAUCUUCCACAGGCGGAGCGCCCGGCCCCGGCCGCAGGCAGCGCCCGAGCCCUGCACGGUGGAGGAGCUCAACGUGCCCGGGAACAUCGUGCGAGUGCUCGCCGACCAAGGCCGCCUCCUGCCCGCGGGGCAGCCCCAGCCCCGGCUGUGCCUGCGGCGGCUCCUGCUCUUCAACCUCUCGGCGCUGGAGGAGGGCGAGCGCCCGACGCUGGCGCAGCUGGAGCUGCGCUUCCAGCACAGCUCGUACCACGGCCCGAGCCCGGGGCGGGUGCUGGAGCUGCGGCUGUCCCGGGGGUCCCCGCGGGGUUCGCCGCAGCCCGGCCGGGCCCCGCUGCUGGAGCGCUCGCUGGUGCAGCUGCGCCGAUCGCUGCAGUUCGGGCUGGGCGCGGCGCUGCGGGGCCGGGCCGGGCCGGGCCGGGAUCACCUGGCGCUGGUGCUGGAGCUGUCGGUGAGCGGCGGCCCCGGCGGCCCGCGGAGCCCCUGCGGCAGCUCCGCCGCCUUCGCGGGCGCCUCGCUGCUGCUGGUGACGCUGGGCCCGCAGUGCCGCGCCGCCCGCGGCCGGAGGAGCGCCCCGAGCCCCGCCGCGUCCCCCAGCCCCCUGUGCAAGCCCCGCCGGCUCUACAUCAGCUUCAGCGACGUGGGCUGGGAGAACUGGAUCAUCGCCCCGCAGGGCUACCUGGCCAACUACUGCGGCGGGGAGUGCCCGUUCCCGCUGGCGGCCGAGCUCAACAGCACCAACCACGCCGUGCUGCAGACCAUGGUGCACUCGCUGGACCCGCGGGGCACGCCCCAGCCCUGCUGCGUGCCCGUGCGCCUCUCCCCCAUCUCCAUCCUCUACUACGACAACAGCGACAACGUGGUGCUGCGCCACUACGAGGACAUGGUGGUGGACGAGUGCGGCUGCAGGUAGCGGGGAGCGAGCGGGAACGAUGGACGAACGGGGGAAAUUCCUUUGCAUUCCCGCUGGGAAAUCCUCGCUGCGCUCGGGGGCUGUGCCGGGGUCGGGCUGGCGCUAAGGGCGGUGCUGGAGUAGGAUUAGUUGGGAUGGGGGUGUGGGGUUAUGACCAAACUCGGUGCUGGGUCCCUUCUCCUCAGGGGAUGCUGGCACUGGGCUGUGAAUCCCAAAUUUCCCCCUUUGGUUGUGCCAGGCACCCCCAGGGCUGCAGGUUUUUGGUGUUUUGGCUGUGAAUCCCAAAUUUCCCCCUUUGUUCGUGCCAGGCACCCCCAGGGCUGCAGGUUUUUGGGGUUUUUGGCUGAACUCUGCAGAUUUCUCAGGGCAUAAAUGAUUUUUCUGGGUGAAUCGGGGCUGGGGUUGCCUGGGGUGCGGUCCAGCUGCAGGGACAGGGAUGGGGUGAGCAAAUCCCUUCCCAGGGGAGGCAGAGCCGGGCAGGAGCUUUCUCUGUGCUGUGGGAGCUGCUCUCAGAGCGUGGUUGGUGAUGGGCUGGUUUGGGAACAGGGCUUGUGCUGGGUAGCCAAAUGCAGUGGAGGUUUUGCCUAAAAAUGAAGGUUUUCCCUAAAAAUAUGGAGAUUUUACCUAAAAAAAUGAGAUUUUACCCAAGAAAUCCGCUGGGAUUUCAGUGGCUCUCUCCCCUCGCAGCCCGCCUGGGUCAGUAUUAAUUUACCUCAUUAGCAAAUCCAUGAGCCCGGGCUGUCCCCAGUGUCCCCAGGUGGCAGCCGAGCCUCAGGCAAGGGCAGGGCUCAGAGCUCUGCACAUUUUUGCUGUUCCGGGUUGGUUUUGGUGCAUUUGUUGGGUUUUGUGCCGCGUGGCAGCCCCAGCCCCUCUGUGGUGUCCCCGAGGGGCACCAGGGACCCCAAUUUGGGCCAUUCCCAUCCCUGAGCUUUGAAGUGGAAACCACCAGAGCGAGGAUUUGGGGAUUUUGGGGCAAUGGAAUCCCAGUUAGACUUGAAUUUUUUUCUCUUUAUUUUGAACUGUGAAGCCGUAGCGCAGCUUUGGGGUUUUUCUUUUGCUGCUUUCUCCUUGAGCUCUGAUGGUUUUCCCACCUCCUCCCCCAGGGGAAGCACUGAGGGUUUAACCACUGGGGGGGCCUUGGGAUGGGUUUUUUGUUAUUUUGACACCCAAAAUGUGGAGCCUUGGGAUGGGUUUUUUUUUGUUUUCACACCCAAAAUGUGGAGCCUUGGGAUGGGCUUUUUUUGUUGUUGUUUUCACACCCAAACCGUGGAGCUGAAGAGCCAGCCUGGAGCAGCUUGAGCUGAAUUCCCAUUCCCAAUCCUGCCGUUUCCCACCCUGCCCUGCUCUGCUCCAUUUCAGUGUUUUAAGGGCUUAACUCCAGCCAGCAGGAGCCAUUCAAUUCUGAGUUUAGAUGGGCAGAAGAAGAAAACCUCGCAGUGUUGCCGGGUUUGUGCCACCCUGGGGGGAGCGAGAGCCCCUUGGAGCCCCCAGCCCCAGCCCGGCAGGGCAAAGCCAUUCCUGUGUUUGCUGCAGGGCAGGGGGAGCUCCCCCCACGCCCUGGGGCUGGAGGAGAUGGGGGCCCUUCCCAGUAUUCCCAGUAUUCCCAGUUCUCCCAGUCGAGUCGCUCACCCCCUCUGCUAUGCACACCCCCCCACUUUUGUACUAGUCUUGUGUUUAAAAGAAGUAAUAAACUUGAAGUUUAUACAAUCAGACUAAAGCUUUAAUGAACGUUGCAUGGUUUCCUCAUUGAAACUUAGGGGCCACCUUGAAUGCAAGAGCUGUUUAUUCUUUUUUUGUUGUUUUUUUUUUUAAUUGAUGACAAACAGGUUUUAAAACAAAACUGAGACAAAAAAAAUUAAUUAAUUAAAAAAAAAAAAAAAAAGAAAAUAGUUUUAACACCGUGCUAGCACUGAUGUCUGGAUUUGGAAAACUCAAAAAGAGUUUGAACUGCUACAAAGGAAAAAACCAGCACGAAGCAGAGGCAAGCAUUCCCAGCAGUGAAAUAAAGGGUGAGGGCAGAGGAGGGGGCUACAAUACUCAUGGAAAGCUUUGCACAGAGGGGUUCAGCUUAAACCUACCCGAAAAUCUACGCCACUACGCUGCCUACCAAGGAAAAAAAAUUAAAAAGCCCUUCGGCAAUGUUAAUAAAUAAAACAAGUCCAUCUCACGAGGAAGGAA
Melospiza melodia melodia is the source of this 4299-nucleotide messenger RNA. RefSeq names its product growth differentiation factor 1 (gene GDF1). The transcript has 2 exons. NCBI's taxonomy places the organism in Eukaryota, Metazoa, Chordata, Aves, Passeriformes, Passerellidae. Gene Ontology annotation, cellular component: extracellular region. Gene Ontology annotation, molecular function: cytokine activity; growth factor activity. The coding region runs from base 970 to 2121 and encodes 383 amino acids. The record is from RefSeq and is a predicted model, not a curated record.